Nycticebus coucang (slow loris) is the source of this 1386-nucleotide messenger RNA. It is a transcript of the gene SPMAP2L, whose product is annotated as theg spermatid protein like. Bases 1 to 1386 code for a protein of 461 amino acids. The record is from RefSeq and is a predicted model, not a curated record. The transcript is spliced from 9 exons. Lineage: Eukaryota; Metazoa; Chordata; Mammalia; Primates; Lorisidae.
AUGGAGAACCGGGAUUUUUCAAGCUCAUCCGCGCUGUCGGAAGAGACAGAUGAGCCGGACACGACGGAAUUCUCCGCGAGCUCCGAAGUCUUACCGAAGCCCCCGGUUGUCAAGGUUCGAAACGUGGCUGAGGAGCUCGGAGAGUCCGAGGAGGAAUCGGAGAAGCCGGAGAAGGCGGAGGGGCAGGACUGGAGAGACUUGGACCAGGGCGAUGAGUCCAGCGAGCCCCCCAAGUCCCAGGGCCCCUUCGAGCCCCGCGUCCACUACUACGAGGCCUCCGAGCCUCCCCGGCACCACGAGCCCCAGGAGCCUCGCGCACCCCACAAGUCCCGCAGGGUCCAGAAGCCCCACCAACCCCAGCAGCCCCGUAAGUCCCGCGACCCGGAGGAGGACGAGCUGCUCCCCAAAGCCACGCUGACCUUCUCCCCGUCUCUCAUCACCAGGGCCCCGCCAGGGCUUGGGCGGUGUUCCCUGCCCGCAACUCCUGCUUCCUGUAAGGACUUUGUAAAGAAAUGUUCUUUUUCUAGGAAGAGACUCCACGAUCUUUCUAGGCCCAAAAACCAGUGGGGAACUCCAGAUAGAAAACUAUUUUGGGGAAAUCAAGAUCCCAUUCGCCCUAUUUCCUUGGGUGCUUUGAAGGCUCUGCUGACCAGAAGGCUGGAGGACCUCGCCCAACACAAAAAAGUCUCCCCCCAUUAUGUUCCUAACAGGGCUCAAUAUUGCUACAGCUGUGGCAGAGAGUCUGCCAUUUGGACGAUCCCUCCUUCUGUGUUGUUUACCCAGCCCUCCAAAAGGAUCGAGAGGCUGUCACAGCCCAAUAGAUUCAAAAGCCAGGAUCUACUAAAUAGGCCCUUCAGUGGUCAGACUGGAAGACAGUAUCUCCGAUUCUCUGACCCUUCUCCCCGGCUAGUACGACUCUCCAUAGCCAAAGGCACACAUCCAAACUAUCUUCCUCCAAAAAGCAUUGAAACCAAGAUUUCGAUUUCUACCCUGGGUGCUAUUGCAAGUCCAAGAAUUAUAGACCUUGCCCACCCAAGGAUGAAGAUAGAGGGUCUGUGUUAUGAAAGAGAGAAAAGUGAACUGCCCAUCCGUCCUGUGGCCCCAGCUGCCAUGCAAGCCACACCUGGCCCCCGAACAGUGGCUCUAGCUGAGCCCAAGCCUGUUCACCAGGAUUAUUUACCUGCCCGUUGUGUCCAGUGGCCAGUGUCUUAUGCUGCUGCCCAUUCAAAGAUCUCACCCAGAAUUCUGGAACUAGCUAAUCCAAGUGCAAGGGCUCCUGCGCAUAUUGUAUUUUACGAUCCAGAGGUCUUUAAAGUCAAGCCAGCUGCCUUGAAAGCACAGUGUUCUCAGAGGAUUCGGGAGUUGUCAGAACCCCGAGUACGUUAA